This is a messenger RNA of Orbicella faveolata, 1599 nucleotides long. Its product is annotated as melanocyte-stimulating hormone receptor-like. Gene Ontology annotation, cellular component: membrane. Gene Ontology annotation, biological process: G protein-coupled receptor signaling pathway. NCBI's taxonomy places the organism in Eukaryota, Metazoa, Cnidaria, Anthozoa, Scleractinia, Merulinidae. The record is from RefSeq and is a predicted model, not a curated record. Gene Ontology annotation, molecular function: G protein-coupled receptor activity.
GGUUGGUUUGAAUUUGUAAUUUAGAUGAAAAUUUAAUUGCGCGAGCUUCAAUUCGAAAAUCAUUUGCUCCAAUACAAAAAAUACAUCCGACUUUCUCAUAUGAAACAAUAAGUUAUCGUUAUUUAUCUCAGCGUAAUAUGCCGUAGUGACAACUGGUGGAUAUAGGCCUUCUUAUCUUUCUAUAGAUAUCAUCCGCUCCUUAAGAAAGAAGACAUAUUACAUGUUAAUUUCCGGGAACUAAAAUUUUCAUGUUUGAACAAAACUGGACCACAGUAUUUUUUACCAAACGUCUUGUCAGUGAAAUGUCCAUCUGGCCUUACAUAUUUGCAGAUAAAAUUACCUUUGACUAAUCUAUCUAACUCCACCAACGGUUUUCAAAAAGAGCUGUCAAAGAUAUUUCAUUGGGAAAACAGCAAUACAGUUCGAUUUCUAAAGUUUGGUAUUUCAGUUUGCAAUUGGUAAUCGAAACAACUUCAUCUUUGAACACAACUACCUGGGCUGCAGUAUUUUUUGCAAACAUCUUGUCAGUAAAAUGUCGAUCUGGCCUUUUAUUUGCAGAUGCAAUUAUACUUGAGGAAUCUAUCAGACAUCGCCGGCGGUUGUUAAAAAGAGCUGUCUGAAAGGUUCAGCCGAGAAAACACCAAACUCUUCGAUAUCUGAAGUAUUGCUAAUCGCCACAAUGGACAGAAACACAUCAAGCGAGAAUGAUUCAGCACGUUAUUACUCAAACUCUGAAGACAUUUCUCGUCUCAAGUCAUUUUUCGUCAUAAACAGUGUUCUGAAUGCUCCAUUGAUGAUCACGUCUAUCAUUGCCAAUGCUUUGGUGCUGGCCGCCAUUUUGAGAACGCCUUCGCUUCGCUCACCGUCCUUAACCCUGCUCUGCAGCUUGGCCGUGUCAGAUUUUUUAGUUGGAAUUGUCGUACAACCACUUUAUAUCGUCAACCAGAUUGCAAACGUACGUGCAUGCCCCAAAUUGCGAAUAACCGAAAUAAUGCAAUUCUCGUUAUGCGGAGUUUCCCUUUGUACAAUAACUAGCAUAAGCUUGGAUAGGUUUGCCGCCCUUCACUAUCACAUGAGAUAUGCUGCUGUGGUAACCGUGCGUCGUGUUACCUAUACGUUAAUAGCAAUGUGGAUUAGUGCGUUUACAUUGUCGGGAUUUUACUUUUGGAACAAGAACAUAUUUUUUGCUGGCACAGGCGUGGCCAUUUGUGUUUGUUUCUUGAUAUCCACAUUUUCUUACAUCCGAAUUUUUAGGAUCGUUCAACAACAUCAGUUACGGAUUUACUUUCAACGCCAAGUAAUACAAGGAUCAGAAGAAAACAAAUUUAACAUGGUGCGAUUAAAGAGAAGUGCCAUAAACACAUUUAUAUUUUACGUUUUUAUUAUUCUGUGUUAUCUGCCAAUGUUGAUUUCCUUGUCACUGUACGUCAUUUCAAGAGACGAUUGGACGACCAUUUGGAAUUUAGCUGACACUGUGCUCUUUAUGAACUCAACUCUGAAUCCUUUUUUGUAUUGCUGGCGUCUUAGAGAACUUCGAACUGCAGUUUUAAAGGCAGCUAGGCGAGUGUUUUGUCAAAAAAGACAAAAUUAAUCUUUUUC